This is a messenger RNA of Telopea speciosissima, 2853 nucleotides long. Its product is annotated as exonuclease 1. Bases 178 to 2280 code for a protein of 700 amino acids. Gene Ontology annotation, molecular function: metal ion binding; DNA binding; 5'-flap endonuclease activity. The transcript is spliced from 14 exons. NCBI's taxonomy places the organism in Eukaryota, Viridiplantae, Streptophyta, Magnoliopsida, Proteales, Proteaceae. The record is from RefSeq and is a predicted model, not a curated record.
UUUUCCACUUUUCCUUGUGGAAUGUCUGUCAUGUUUUACUCCUAAACAUUCCCGCCAUUUCCGUAAAACUCACUAUAGUUCUCUGUCCAUCCAGUCAUCCAUGACUGCAAAUUUAGGGUUUGAUUAAUGUGACCCGCAGCAGGUCGUAUCGAAGGAAGAAGGGUGGAGAGAGAGAGAAUGGGGAUUCAUGGUCUUCUGCCGUUGCUGAAGUCAAUAAUGGUUCCAAUCCAUAUAAAGGACCUCAAAGGUUGCUAUGUCGCGGUCGAUACCUAUUCCUGGCUCCACAAGGGAGCAUUGUCUUGCAGCAAGGAGCUCUGCAAGGGCGAGCCGACUUCCAGGCAUAUUGACUAUUGCAUGCAUAGAGUAAAUCUGCUGUGGCAUUAUGGUGUUAAACCUAUUCUUGUCUUUGAUGGAGGAUUUCUUCCAAUGAAGAGUGAACAAGAGAACAAGCGUGCAAGGGCAAGGAAGGAAGCUCUUGAGCGAGCUAUUGAGCACGAGUCAUCUGGCAAUUCAGCUGCUGCUUAUGAAUGCUACCAGAAGGCUAUUGAUAUUUCACCUUCUAUUGCAUACGAACUAAUCCAGGUUUUAAAGCAGGAGAAUGUUGAUUAUAUUGUGGCUCCUUAUGAGGCUGAUGCUCAAAUGACCUUCUUGGCUCUUUGCAAGCGUGUUGAUGCAGUGAUUACUGAAGACUCAGACAUGAUACCAUUUGGGUGCCCUAGACAGAUUUUAUUCAAAAUGGACAAAUUCGGGCAAGGUGUUGAGUUUCAGUAUUCCAUGCUAGAACAGAAUAAGGAGUUGAAUUUUUCUGGAUUCAAUAAGCAGAUGGUUCUUGAAAUGUGCAUAUUAAGUGGUUGUGAUUACUUACAAUCUUUGCCGGGAAUGGGCCUGAAAAAGGCACAUGCUCUUAUUAGGAAGUUCAAAAGCUAUGAAAAGGUAAUUAAGCACUUGCGGUAUAAUACAGCUUCAGUUCCUCCUCUUUAUGAAGAAUUAGUCAAGAAAGCAAUAUUGACAUUUCAGCACCAACGGGUUUAUGAUCCUAGUCUUCAGGAUAUGGUGCACUUAUCACAGAUUCCCAACAACCUAGGCAAUGAUUUGGACUUUUUAGGUCCAUUGAUGCCACAAGACAUGGUUAAAGGCAUUGCAGAAGGUGAUCUUGAUCCAUUUACUAAAAUUCCAUUCAAGGAGAUUGUUCGUGGCGGACUUGUGCUUGAUAAAACAUACCUGCUCAAAAAUUUUAAAUCUGAUUGUGAAAGGAGAAAGCUAGACUUACCUGCACAGAAGAACGUCCUUACCAAUUACUUCUGCUCUGCAUCUCUUGAAGCAAAAAGAAAAUUUAAGGCUCCGCGUAUCAAGUCCAAGCAUUUAGAUUCAAUGGAAGAAUCUUCUCCUAGCUCUGGAGAACAUGCUUCUGACAGUCCUCUUGCUUUAACAUUAAGCUGCUCUUCAGAAUCCAAUUGCGAUUCAGAAAACUUAAACAGUACCCUUCCUGCAAAAGAUUCUGUGGAAGAAGGUUUUGCCAUUAAUGAUAACCAGUUGGCAUCUCCAAAUCAUGUGGGAUUAAACAAUGAGAAAGAUGUGGUGGGCGAUAGAACUUCAGGUCUUACUGUGUCUUUGCAACAAUCCAGACUUUCUAUAUGUAAGCCUUGUGUAGCUCACAAGGAACAAGAUUGUAAGCCUACUUCUGCAGUUGAAGGGAAAACAAGAUUGGUUAGCAAAAAGGUCAUUGUGAGGAGUUCUUAUUUUCAGCACAAAAUAACGAAUGAGAAUGAUGUUGCUGAUAAAAAUGUGAAGUUCUUUGUCGGGGACAAGCACAAUGGUGUUAACUAUGACAAUAGGUCAUGUGGCAGUGUCUCAUCUGGAUAUAAUUGCCUUCAAGGUGCCAAUAGCAAAAGGAAAUCCUUUCCUAUUGACAGUGCUGAAACUGAAUCUGUUGAAGUGAAGUACGCUGAGCAUCAUGCAUCACUUCCCAGGAAAAGUGAUUCCAUUACUGGUUUUUCCAGUAAAUUUAUGAAGGUGGACAGUGAAAGGAAAUUUGGAUGCAACAUUUCCCAUUUAAGCGAUUAUUCUGAUAUAGCAGAGAAAUCAGUGGAAAAGUUCGUCUCAGUCAUGUCAUCAUUCACAUGCACAUCAUCUGGUUCUCGUGCCAGUGGUCUCCGUGCCCCUUUCAGAGAUGUGCAGAACACAUGUGCACCAAGGUCAACCACUGCGCCCAAGGAUUUAAGCAAAUUUUCAUAUGUGCCCAAAAAUCAGCAGACUGCGUCAGCAUCUCACAGAAACUAAGUUUGAUUUGCAUUAUUCUCUUUCAUUGAAGGUCAACCAUUGCACACAAGGAUUUAAGCAGAUAUUCGUAUGCACACAAAAUCAGAAGACUGCCUCAGCAUCUACAGAAACUGAGUUUCGUUUGUAUUUAAACCAUCAGUUCCGGAUGGUUCCCAGGUCUACCUUGUAUUGGUGGUCUGAUUACUUUUGUUUGCCUGGUUAUCAUUAUUCAUGUUUCUAUUUUCCUUUGGCUGUUCAUGAUGAAAGAUUUCAUAUUGGAUGGAUCAGACGAAAAACUGUUAUCUGAUUGUGAUAUGUUCAUGUCAUAUCACUGACACGAUUUAAGAUGUAAGCAUAUGGUCUUUCUCCUCACUUACCUUUGUUUUUCUCUGUUCAUGAGAAGUUGUUUUCUUCUGACUGUUGUAAAUGAGUGGUAUUCUGUAUUUUAACAGAAUGGAUCUAUUUCUCUUUCAGAUCUGGAAAUCAUUUGGGUCAUCAUCCAUGAGCACUGUAAUUGUAUUUUGGAAAGGUUGUCUCUGGCCGUCUCAUCAUUGAAGUACUCUGUAUGUUUAUAAUUUGGAAGGUUUUUUUGAU